Molecule: messenger RNA, 2249 nt
Organism: Gloeophyllum trabeum ATCC 11539
Lineage: Eukaryota; Fungi; Basidiomycota; Agaricomycetes; Gloeophyllales; Gloeophyllaceae
Product: riboflavin synthase domain-like protein
Exons: 10
Coding region: 1-1839 (612 amino acids)
Cellular component (GO): cytosol
Molecular function (GO): NADPH-hemoprotein reductase activity; FMN binding; flavin adenine dinucleotide binding
Source: RefSeq, a predicted model, not a curated record
AUGACUGAUCUCACCGACGACGACCAUCCCGCCGCCGACGCGCUGCACGACGUCCUCGUCCUGUACGCCACCGAGACCGGCACCGCCCAGGAUGCCGCCGACCGCGCCGCCCGCCACCUCCGCAAGCUGCGCGUCCGCGCGCGCGUGCUCAGCGUCGACCAGUACCCGCUCGCGGACCUCGUGCACGAGCCGCUCGUCCUCUUCCUCGUCGCGACCGCCGGCUCCGGCGCCUUCCCGCGCCCCGCGCACGCGCUCUGGGCGCUCCUCCUCCGCGCGGACCUCCCGCCGGACCUCUUCGACGACCUCGACUUCGCCGUCUUUGGCCUCGGCGACAGCGGCUACGAGAAGUUCUGCUGGCCCGCGAAGCUGCUCGAGCGCCGCCUGCAGGCGCUCGGCGGGCGCGCGCUCGUGCCGCGCGGCGAGGGCGACGACCAGCACCCGCUCGGCGUGGACGGCGCGCUCCUGCCCUGGCUCGACGCGCUCACGGGCGCCCUCCUCGAGUUCUUGCCCCUCCCUGACGGCUGCCCGCCGCCUUCCCCCGCCUCGACAGAAGACGCCCUCCCGCCCCCUCGCGUUUCCUUCCGCCCUGCGCCCCCCGAUUCUCCCCCGCCGCCCGACCCUCGCCUGGCAGACCCGCGCUACCACCCGGCGACGCUGCGCGUCAACACACGCAUCACCGCCGACGACUGGUGGCAGGACGUCCGCCAUUUCGAGUUUGACUUUGCCGAGGACGUGCGGUACGCACCCGGCGACGUCGCCUGCAUACUCCCGCAGAACCCGCCGGACGAUGUGCAGACGUUCCUCGAGCUGAUGGGAUGGGAGGACCACGCCGACGAGCCCGUCUCCGUACAUCCCACUCUCGGCGACCAAACCCUCCCGCCCUUCCUGCCCCCUCGUACGACACUGCGUGCGCUGCUCACCACGCACCUCUCCAUCUCCGCGGUCCCGCGCCGCGCGUUCUGGGAGUGCCUGCGCUGGUUCCUCCAGGACGAGAUGGAGCGCGAGAAGGUGGGGGAGUUUUUGAGUGAAGAGGGCGCGGACGACCUCUACGCCUACACCACGCGCCCGCGACGCACCCUCCUGGAGGUCCUGGCGGAGUUCCGCUCCGCGCGCGGGCGCGUGCCGAGGGAGUACGCGCUCGACCUCGUCCCGUUCAUGCGCGAGCGCGAGUUCAGCAUCGCCAGCAGCGUCACGAGACACCCGCGACAGGUGCACCUGUGCGUCGCGAUCGUGCGCUACAAGACGAUGCUCAAGGUGCCCCGCCGGGGCGUCGCGACGGCGUACCUCGCCGCGCUGCAGCCCGGUGCGUGCGCGCGGCUGAUAAUCGGGCUCAAACGCGGGCUGCUGUCCCUCCCUCCCGACCCCGCGACGCCCGUGAUCUGCGUCGGCCCCGGCACGGGCGUCGCGCCGAUGCGCGCGGUGGUGGAGGAGCGCGCGGCGCAGGGCGCGACGGGUGAGUGCGCCGACACGACCCUCUACUUCGGGUGCCGCUCCGCGUCCAAGGACCAGCACUACGCCGCCGAGUGGGCGGCGCACGCGCGCGCGGGCGCGCUCGCGUACCGGCUCGCGGCGUCGCGGGACGCGCCGCCCGGAGAACUUGAGGGGGGCAGGACGUAUGUGCAGACGCUGCUCGCGCGCGACGCGCCGCGCGUGUGGGCGCGGCUCCGCGCGGGCGGGUGCGUGUUCAUCUCGGGGUCGUCGAACAAGAUGCCCGCGGCGGUGCGCGCGGCCCUCCGCUCGAUCGCGCAGACGGAGGGCGGGCUGGGCGAGGCGGAGGCGAGGGAGUAUGUGGAGGGGCUGGAGAGGGCGGGGAGGCUGGUGGAGGAGUGUUGGGGGUAGUGUUGCGUAUUAGUGCGUGUGUGUGGGGGGGAGUGUAGACGAUUUAGAGGGUUACAAGUUGGAGCAUGCAUAUAGGGAUUGGUUGGUCGAUAUCGUGAUGUGCAUUCAAUAACAAAACAACAACAACAACGGGGCGUAAUUUAUCUAAGCGUCCCAAGCAGCAGCGAUACAACAACAUCCAGAGCCCUUUCCCUCCCCGCAUCCAACUACAACAGCCCGCACUCCCUCGAUCGUAUCCCGUCCUCACGCUACACCAGCGCAGCGACAAUCCCCAUCCCCGCGCCUACUCCCACAGCGAGCCCCUUCCCGCCCAGCCGUCCGGCGGCGUUCGAGCUGCUCGCGCUGGGCGAGGUGCUCGUCCUGGAGAGCGUGACGGACGGCGUGCCGGUGUACGUGCGGCUCGCGGAGGG